Molecule: messenger RNA, 2230 nt
Organism: Exophiala mesophila
Lineage: Eukaryota; Fungi; Ascomycota; Eurotiomycetes; Chaetothyriales; Herpotrichiellaceae
Exons: 2
Coding region: 58-987 (309 amino acids)
Biological process (GO): mitochondrial respiratory chain complex IV assembly
Cellular component (GO): mitochondrion; membrane
Source: RefSeq, a predicted model, not a curated record
CACCACCCCCUGCAGCUCCUACAACCCUCCUAUUGCCCUCCUAUUGCCCUCCUCACAAUGAGGCUGCAUGAGUUUAAGCUCAUACGCCCAUUGACGACCAGACAACGUCCUUGUCCGCGACGUAGAAUCACCUUUCAACGACGACAUGCUUCCUCCAAAACAGGGCCAAAGUCGGCCGACGACCCAGAAUUUGUCUCAAUAGUGGAUGGUCCUGUGAGAUUAAUAUCUACCAAGAAGAAGGAUACAAAGCUUGGAAUUAUGCUACUCAGCAUCAUACCACUGACUGCCUUUGCUCUCGGGUCAUGGCAGGUUCAGCGACUGGAUUGGAAAACCCGACUCAUCGCCAAAUUUGAGGAUAGACUGGUCCGGGAUCCACUUCCCUUACCGCCGAGGAUAGACCCCGACGUCGUCAGUGAAUUCGAUUACCGGAGGGUUUAUGCAACUGGCAAAUUCUUACAUGACAAGGAGAUGCUCAUCGGACCACGGACACAGGACGGACAGGAUGGAUUCUUGGUAAUCACGCCUCUAGAACGAGAAGGCAUGAGUACAAUUCUCGUCAAUCGUGGUUGGAUCACCAAGGACAAACAGUAUCAGCAGGAUCGAGACCCCUCUGCCUUACCUCGUGGGGAGGUUACCGUCUCUGGGCUUUUGAGAGAGCCCUGGAAAAAGAACCUCUUUACCCCAGACAACAAGCCAGCGGUGGGCAAGUUCUUUUUUCCUGACGUCCAUCAGAUGGCGGAGAUCACUGGUGCAGAACCUGUCUGGAUCGAAGAGACGAUGCAACCAAGUUUACUUGUCUCUUACGACCGAGAAGCCAAAGGUAUACCCAUUGGAAGACCGGCAGAGGUCAACCUACGGAAUAAUCACGUGCAAUACAUUUUCACCUGGUAUUCACUAUCUGCAGCCACCGCCCUGAUGAUGUGGAUGGUGUUGCGAAGAAAGCCAUCAGAUGUCACCAGACGUGUUCGAGAAACCUCCAAAUGGUGAUUUUGUCCACUGACGAUGGACUGUAUAAUAUUACAAGGUCUCGGGCAACUCCAAGUCAGCCACAACCUCUUUUGGGAGAAGCUCUUUGGCCGCUUGACCAAGUUCACCUGAUCCACCGAGUACUCUUUGCCGUCUCAUCAACAUGAGCAUGUCGCUUGCGUCCACCCGCCUCUUCCGUCUGCCAUGGUCCGAGUAUGCCUCCAGGUCUUGGCCCACCUGCUCAAAGAACCAGUCGGUGGCUUGUUCGAGCGCCUUGACGUGGUCACGACCAAGCUUUGGUCUGCGAUUGCCUAAACGAUCUUGCGCUUGAAUGGCAACUCUUUUGAUCAAACUUGCCGGAAGUGAAGGGAUCACUUGACCGUUCUGUGUCAUUUUGACCUUGCGGCGCCGAGGUACUGAGGCCUUUGUGGAUGACACUGUCGGCUUCGCAACAAUUGCCUCGUCUGGUUCCUGGUGUAGCUCAGAUCUUGUCGAUUCGUCUGCGACACUCGCCGGGAUAUCUUGGGGCGCAGGUGGAGAACUCGGUCGAGGCUCUGGCAAGACAUUUCCUGCUUUGAGAUUGGCAGAGGUCAUUUCAUCCACAGGAUUCUCCAACUGGAAACUCUCAUCCAUCGGUGGAAUGUUGACAGUACUGUCGUCAUGUAACAACAGUGUGGGCGACUGAGCAAGAUGUCGCAAAUCUUCCGUCUCAUCUGGAAAAAGCAUGGGCUCAUCAUUCUGAUCCCCAUGGUUAUAACCCUCCAACUCGACUUGUGGCUUUUCUUUGAGGUGCUGCUCCAAGUCCGAAUCCCGACGAAAUUCCAACUCAGAUCCAAAAUCACUCAUCCUAAUACUGCCAAAACUGUAGCGUGAUAGUCGUCCCGUUGGUUCUUCACUGAUCGCUCUCCUUCCCAUCUCACUCAAGAUGGUUGGAUCCUCGGCAUUAUCAACGUCGUCAUCCAUGUCACCACCAGGACUCGACGGAGGAAACGAGGGUCUUGAUGAUUUCCGGCGGGCGACGAUGCUGUCGGAAUGCGGACCACCAAAGUCGAUAGAUUUGAAGGUCAGCGUGGGUGCAUCAGGAUCGUCAUCUGGCAAGAUUGAAGGCGUUGGAACAACCAAAAUCUCACUGUCCUCGUCCUCGUCCUCUUCUCCUCUCCACAAGGGUAACAAGCCCGAUGUAUUAUCAUCUUCAUCCAAACUAUCUUCCACAUCGAGCGUCAACCUCGGUCUCUUAGACAAAACUCCAUCUUCCUGGUCGGGC